AUGGACACGUUGGCCUGGCAUCUGCAUCACGAUAGACUGUGCGUCGCUCAUCUUGUGAUGGUGAUGCUUGAAGGGUCCAGGCUUGACACGCCUCGCGAAGUGAUAACAAAAUGCCACGGAGAUUUUUCGCAAGUCCGCGGCGUCGUUAAGGCCGUUCUUGUCAGAUUGCCGAGGACCCCA
Messenger RNA from Eimeria acervulina, 180 nucleotides. RefSeq lists its product as hypothetical. The transcript has 2 exons. The record is from RefSeq and is a predicted model, not a curated record. The annotation marks the transcript as partial. NCBI's taxonomy places the organism in Eukaryota, Apicomplexa, Conoidasida, Eucoccidiorida, Eimeriidae.